AUGGCCACAAUAACGACGACAUCCUCGCCCGACACCUUCCUUCUGGACGCGGCUUCUUCGGCGCUGGUCAAUAUCUCGUGUUUCGACCUCCUGCUGAUCGAGCUCGUCCCGCUGGCUGAGCGCAUGGCUCGAUCGUUCGAAGCGUCGCUCGAUAAACCUGCGCCGGCGCCGUCAUCUGCGGCGUCUACCACCUCCGCUCCUACUACCGGGGCGCAGACGACGUCGACGAAACCUCCUUCCUCUGCGUCUGCUGCGCCUCUUCCUCCUACGACGACUACUACCACUUCAACUUCUACCUCUACAUCCACCACCACCGCUACGAAUGGAACAGCUACACCACUAGGGACGUCGAUGGGCGGGGCCUUGACUCUCGCCGCAGAUGGAUUGCCAGAAACAGAUAUCUUCAGGGACAGUGUGUACGUGCGCCUGGAAAGAUUGGGGUUCCGGGUCGGCGAGGGUCUGAGCGAGCGGUUCUCGCGUGACCGGCCGCGCUUCACGGAUCAGUUGGACGUGAUCAAGUUCUUGUGCAAGGAUCUGUGGACGGUGGUGUUCAAAAAGCAAAUCGAUAAUCUCAAGACAAAUCAUCGGGGUGUCUUCGUUCUUACAGAUAGCAGAUUCAGGCCGUUUUCGAGGAUGAGCAUGGCUAAUCCUGCCGAGGCUGUAGCAAGGGCGCAGCCACAUCUCUAUUUUCCGUGCGGGAUCAUUCGAGGUGUCCUGUCGAGCUUGGGCAUCAAAGCAACUGUCCAGGCAGAAACGACCGAGCUGCCCGCUGCCACGUUUCAAAUCAAGACGCACUCGGCCAAGUGA
Molecule: messenger RNA, 807 nt
Organism: Capronia coronata CBS 617.96
Lineage: Eukaryota; Fungi; Ascomycota; Eurotiomycetes; Chaetothyriales; Herpotrichiellaceae
Exons: 2
Coding region: 1-807 (268 amino acids)
Biological process (GO): endoplasmic reticulum to Golgi vesicle-mediated transport; regulation of GTPase activity
Cellular component (GO): TRAPP complex; cis-Golgi network; trans-Golgi network
Source: RefSeq, a predicted model, not a curated record